AAGAGGGGAGAGAUGAUGAAGCAGAGCUGAGAAGCAUCCGAGCUCAACGCUGACUCACUUUAGGAUCAAUCUGCUUCUAAGUUACAGUGGUGGUUCUGUCUGAAUGCAGCAGCCACUGUACUAAAGAGUUCACUUUAAGUAGUCGGCAACUAGUGACUGAGAAGGAUUAGAAGAGAAAUGGAUUCAGAAUCUGGAGAACUAAGUGAAGGAGAUAUGUCUUCAGUUGUUUGCCAUUUUCCCUUUAAGGAAGGGAGAUAUACGUCAAUCUUGUGAUAUACGUCAAUGUUGUGAUUUGAGUGGAUGAGAUGGCUUCCAUGGGAAAAGAUGGAAGAUAUAAGCUGCAGAAGUAGAGUUAGCACUUUGCUAGGUGUGUGAGGAUGGGAAGAAGGCUCUACAUGUAAGGUAUAUGUCCCGAUUGCUGACAGGUAAUUUGCAGCAGGAACUGAAACCUUUAAUUCCAAAAGCUUGGCCUUACAAGCUCAGAAGAAAAUCCUCACCAAAAUGGCCACCAAGGUGGUGGCCAAUAUGCUCAUUGACGACACAAGCAGCGACAUCUUGGACGAGCUGUACAAGGUAACCAGAGAGUACACAAACGACAAGAAGGAAGCCCACAAAGUCUUGAAGGACUUGAUCAAGAUUGCCUUGAAAAUCGGGAUCCUCUACAGGAACAAUCAGUUUAACAAGGACGAAGUGGAGAUUGUGGAUAAAUUCAAGAAGAAGCUAAACCAGGCUGCCAUGACGGCGGUGAGCUUUUAUGAGGUUGAGUUCACGUUUGACAGAAGCAUCCUGGCGGAGCUGCUGAAUGAAUGCAAGGACUUACUGCACGAACUGAUUGAGCGCCACCUCACCCCCAAAUCCCACAGCCGCAUCGAUCACGUGUUCAGACUCUUUGCAGAUGUGGAAUUUCUCUCUGAAUUGUACAAUCCCAAUGGCGUAUACAAAGAGUCGCUGCAGAAAAUCUGUCACGGCGUCAACAAGCUGCUCGAUGAAGGAAUCAUCUGAACUCUGCAACCCCCAAAAUUGGAAAGCAUUUGACUUGUUCAUCAUUUAAAUGGACCACUUCUGUUGUUUGUAUCUGGGUGCCACAGCAAAUCCUCUUGCCUGAGUGUUAUAUUCUAGAUGUUUGCAUUUAAAAACAAACCAGUUUGUGAUUAAAUAUGUUGUUUUGAAGAAAGAGUGAAUUAUCUGCUGUGCCAACAUGUGUUAACGAGCUUUUGUUAAAUGCUUUUCCACUUGCACAUAGUGAGAUGCUUUCAAUUCUGCUGCUCCAAUCUAUGGUAUAUUCCAGCCUAGUAACCCAGUUUAAAGUUGGAAAAUGUAUCAUGGAUUCUCAAAUCACCUAUAGAAUUCUGAAGACCCAAGAAUAAUUUAGGCCAAUAGGUAUCAUUAGCUGCUUUAAGAGAAUUUAGAUGUUUUACAGUACGGGACAUUGUGCCUGUGCUAGCCCUCCAAGUGCCAUCCACUUUGUCCCUAUUUUUCUAUCUAUUCUCCAUUUUCGGUUUCCUUUACUUGUUGCCUUUUAAAACCUAUUUUAGAUAGUGCUGCUGUUAAGAUGUUGUACUUAAAAAAAAAAUUAAAUUCACCUAUCUUACAGUCAGAGAUCAAGAAAUACACAUGUUUUGGUCUUUCUAAAAGUCCUGGUUUUCCACUAACACGGUUAAAAAAGCCAGAAUCCCAGAAUCUCAGAGACACGAUACAUGGGUCCAGAUUCUGCUUUCAGAAUUGUGAGCCUCAGUAAAUAAUUUGUAAGGUGGAGCUUUGUGUUUGAUCUUCAGCUCCAAGGAUGACAUACAAGGCAAGUUCUUAUGUGCACAGGUACUGUAGAUGUUGAAGCGUGAUUCUGUUAAAAUGGGAGAAAGCUUUGAGUAGAAUACAAAUAUAUCUCAGAAUAGCAACGCAGUGCCAGGAAGGAAAUAACCAACCUGCACUAUCACCUAAAACAACUUAUUGUGAGAACGUCACCAGACAUCAUUUCUCUCCUUUCUGCAUCCCUCUUUUUGGUAGAAUCCCUCAAGAUACCAGGGGUUACUAGAUUCAAAGUUCAAAGUACACUUAUUAUCAAAGUAUGUCUACGUUUUACAACCUUGAGAUUAGUCUCUUUGCAAAGAAAUCCAGAAGAACCCGUAUAAAAAAAGACCAACAAACACCCAAUGUGCAGAGAGUAAAAAAACAAAUCGUGCAAAGCAAUAAAAGAUUCAAUGAAGACAGAAUUCAAGGGCCUGUCCCAUGAAAUCAUUAUUCCUGCAGUGUAAUAGAAUCUAGAUUGUGAUCUUUCUUUUCCGCAAGUAAUGGAAGUGGUAAUCAAACCU
This is a messenger RNA of Hypanus sabinus (Atlantic stingray), 2309 nucleotides long. RefSeq names its product tumor necrosis factor, alpha-induced protein 8-like 3 (gene tnfaip8l3). Gene Ontology annotation, cellular component: cytoplasm. Gene Ontology annotation, biological process: regulation of apoptotic process. The coding region runs from base 502 to 1002 and encodes 166 amino acids. The transcript has 3 exons. The record is from RefSeq and is a predicted model, not a curated record. NCBI's taxonomy places the organism in Eukaryota, Metazoa, Chordata, Chondrichthyes, Myliobatiformes, Dasyatidae.